UAUCAAAUGUUUGCUAUCUUAUAUGAACAAAGUAAAUGUGCCAGCUAUUUCUAUAAGAUCUACUGAGAUAGGCAGAAUAUCAAAAAUAUUAGAUCUGACCAAAUCCUUUGACAAUACUAAUUUUAAUACACGAGUUUUCGAAUCUCAAAUGUGAAUAGUAUAAGACAUUGAUUUGUCGAAGCUGGUUCAGGAUCAUGAAUAUUGAUUUACAAUUUGGAUAUCGAGAAUUAUGUCUAUUUCAUAUACUUUUUUUCCAGUAUGGUAUUGUGUAUAAAUAUGUGUGAUCAACUUGUUAUAUAUAUAACUUAAACGAUGGUUUAACGUUUAAACAUAGGGGAUCCAAUUGAGAGCUUCUUUCUUUUAUUUUAUUUUAUUAAUUUGUCACGAUUUUGAGUUAAUUAAUAGUGCCAAUAUUUCUAUGAACAAUUUUAGCUACAGGUAAGAAAACAAAAGAUAUUAGAGAUUUGGUGACUAAUAAGCAGAAUGACCGAUUCUUCAAUCAAAGAUAUGGUCUAGUUAUUCAUUUAUGAUAAAAGUAUCAUAAUAAGGAAUUAACGGAUCGAAUCAUGGCUUCUUCUAAGGUGGGUGGUACACUUGUUCAACACCGUGUGAGUAAAGUCAAAUUGCAAUCUCUGGAUCACAAUUUUAUUAGUAUAGUGAUUUAAAGAAAAAUCUUUAAAAGUAGAAUUAAGGUUGUGAAAAUGUUGUGAUAUAUGGUCUCUCGGACUUGCUUGUGGACAUGGUGGACCGAUAUUUUUAUCUAAACUUUGUUACAUAUAAAAACAGGUACAUUUUGGAACCUCGUGGAACUGUAUAUGGCUUUUCGGAUGUUAAAGUCCUCACUGAACCAAAAAGGUAUAUUUAGAUGAAAACAAUAAAGUUGAAUUAAAAGUAUAAGAAUAUAAGAAACUGUGGAUUAGUAUAAGAUUAUAAACACUCGGUAUAUUGGCAUCAGAGAGACCAUUCUCUAUUAAAAUCCUGAUUAAAAUAGUUUUAUAGUUCAAAUUAUGUUGGUUUACGUAUCUAAAAUGGUAAAAUUAACAUGUUGACCCCAUUCCCAUCAACACUACAUUUGUUUCACAAAAAAAAAUCAAUAUGUUUAAUUAUUUAUUUGCAUUGUCAAAUAAUUUAUAGUUAAAUUAAAAAAAUAGGAUAUUAAAAAGUGAGAUUCAGUAUUUUAAAAUUUGUUUGAAAAUCUAUUUAAUUAAUCUAUUAAUAAGGAAAUAAAUUUAGUUAGAAUACUAUACUAUGUAAUUUCAUAAUUAUUCUCUUACUGAGAUCUUAAUAAAAUUACAUAUAAAUAAUGGCAUUUUUAAUAAUAUAACAUAUGUCUAUAGGUUGAUUUCAAAUAAUGGUUUUGCUUUAAUAGUACAGAUAUCUAAGAUUUUUGUCUAACAUAUUUUCUAUUCAUAUAUGUAUUGCCAAUUUCUAUAUAGUUUUCUAAAAUCUAUAAUUCUUGUAAAUAGAAAAAAAUCGGUAAUUCUUUUCAUAUACGAAUUUAGAAAUAUCAAUAAAGAUAUAAAUAUUCUUAUAAACUAAUAAAAAAUCAUUAUACUCAUAACUAAAAUUUGAUAACAUUUUGUUAAUGUUGAUUUUUUUUGUUCUUUUACCAACUGUUGAUUUAUAUGUUUAAAUACUCACCAGAAAUUGUGAAAUACUUCUAGUGAAAAGUACACAGCCGAUUCAAAAUUUGAUGGAAUGUUGCAAUUCAAUCCAAUAAUGUUCGAGAUAUGCUAAUGCUAUUUUAUAGACUUGGUUCAGGUUUAUUUUGUAAGCUAAUUGUUGUUGAGCUUCAAAGUUAUAAUCUCUAAUAUAAAUUUAUUUCUUUUUGUUAAUUAAUACAUUUAAUCUCUCAACAACAACAACAACAAAAACAAAAACUAUUGAAAAAGAAAAAGAAAAAAAGCUGUCAAAAUCUACGGGAUCCAAUAAUAAAAUAAACUAACAUAUUUAAAUGUAUAUAUAGCCAGCCUAUUACCUGGAUCCUUAGCCAAACAAAUCUGUAUACUUCUUCCUCAUAUAUCUAUAUAUUAUAAAGUUGAGAAAGUGACAACCAAAAAAAGAUCAGGACAGAAAAGGACAGAAAGAUAGAGCUAAAAUGGAAGAGACAAAAUCAAGAUUCAGGAGGAUCUGUGUCUUCUGCGGAAGCAGUUCCGGCAACAAGACCACUUAUCACGACGCUGCUCUCCAACUCGCCCACCAACUGGUGAAGAGAAAGAUCGAUUUGGUGUAUGGAGGAGGAAGCGUGGGGCUAAUGGGUCUCAUAUCUCAGGCUGUUCAUGAUGGUGGUCGUCAUGUCCUUGGAAUCAUUCCGAAGUCUUUAGCACCAAGAGAGAUCACCGGUGAAUCAAUUGGAGAGGUUAUAACAGUAUCGACUAUGCACCAAAGGAAGGCUGAAAUGGGUCGUCAAGCGGAUGCCUUCGUCGCACUUCCUGGUGGAUACGGGACAUUUGAAGAGUUGUUGGAAGUCAUCACCUGGUCCCAGCUUGGGAUCCACACUAAACCGGUGGGACUACUGAAUGUGGAUGGAUUUUACGAUUCCCUAUUAACGUUUAUAGAUAAGGCAGUGGACGAAGGCUUUGUCUCCUCCACGGCCCGCCGUAUCAUCGUCUCCGCCCCGACCGCUUCUCAGUUGCUCCAACUUCUCGAGGAGUAUGUUCCAAAGCACGAUGAUUUUGUGUCCAAAAUGGUGUGGGACGAUAUUACGGACGCUCCCACAUCUGAAGGCGAUUCGUGUUAGAUUUGCAUACAUUAGUCCGCUGUUUCUCGAAUCUCAAGUUUUUUUUGUCCAUUGGCCACUAUUCAAAAGAUUGAUUCCUUUAUGUAAUCGUAUGUCAUAUUUGAAUUCUAAUUAUUCAAACUAAAAAUUUAUUAUAUUAAGAAAUUUUGUUGAAUAGAAUAAUAUCUGCCUUUCCUAUUUGUUUGGUUGUAUUUUUUUAAAAAAACUAAUAAAAUCAAAUUAAAACAAUAGUGAAGUGAAACCUUCAAUAUUGCCAUUAGGCAUAGCAAACACCCUGUUUUACAAUUAACGGGGUUAGACUAGUGACGCUUAAGAAAUAAUCCCAAUACAGCGAACCACAGUUCGAUUCCUGGUCACUCGAACUGUCUUAAAUGAUAGAAUACGUAGCUGAUUCGGGUUUCGUGGAAUUAGCCGAAUCUCUACGGUUUUCUUUAAAAAAACACCCUGUUUUACAGUUUUAGGCGAUUUUUAAAAUAAUUAUUUUAUUAUAAAUUCAUUAUAAAAACUGUAAUUCCGCAGGUAAAC
Brassica napus (rape) is the source of this 3265-nucleotide messenger RNA. RefSeq names its product cytokinin riboside 5'-monophosphate phosphoribohydrolase LOG2. Gene Ontology annotation, molecular function: hydrolase activity, hydrolyzing N-glycosyl compounds. The coding region runs from base 2099 to 2740 and encodes 213 amino acids. Gene Ontology annotation, biological process: cytokinin biosynthetic process. The record is from RefSeq and is a predicted model, not a curated record. Gene Ontology annotation, cellular component: cytosol; nucleus. The transcript has 7 exons. NCBI's taxonomy places the organism in Eukaryota, Viridiplantae, Streptophyta, Magnoliopsida, Brassicales, Brassicaceae.